GGUUUCUAGAUGUCGACCCUUUAUGAACCAGCGCUCUAGGGUUUUAAGCACACCCAAACCUUGGAGGCCGCAGCAGCGCAAGGCGAUCUCAUCAAAUUACUCAUCUCGAAAUGGCUUCAGUUUCUGGUGAUCUAGUUUGGGAGAUUGUCAAGAAAAACAAUGCUUUUCUGGUGAAGCAAUUUGGGAACAGCACUGCCAAGGUUCAGUUCAGCAAGGAAAAGAACAACCUUUACAAUGCUCACUCCUUCAAGCACUCCGGUUUGGCAAACAGGAAGACUGUUAGCAUUCAGCCAGCAGGUGAGGGGCUCGCUGUUGUAUUGGCGACGUCCAAGACGAAGAAGCAGAGAAAGCCUGCUAGCCUUUACCACAAGUCGGUGAUGAAGAAGGAAUUCCCGAAGAUGGCGAAGGCAGUCGUUAACCAGGUGACUGACAAUUACUACAGGCCGGACCUGACAAAGGCAGCCCUCGCGAGGCUCAGCGCGGUUCACAAGAGUCUCAAGGUUACCAAGUCUGGUGCAAAGAAGAGGAACAGACAGGCUGUUAAGAAUUAAGAUGCAAGUUUCUGAUGGGAUAGGGCCCUUGAUAGCCCCUUUUUGUUUCCUUAGCUUGAAGACUUGCUGUUUUUUUAUUGGUGUCGAGACUGUUUAUGUCAGUUCUAUUUAGCUUUUACUCUUAUUGGAGAUUUUCUUGUGUAAUUUGAGAUUUGUUGAAUAUUUUCAUGCCUCUGGAUGUUUUUAUAAAUACAUGCUUGGUAUCUAAAAGUAUUA
Molecule: messenger RNA, 767 nt
Organism: Asparagus officinalis (garden asparagus)
Lineage: Eukaryota; Viridiplantae; Streptophyta; Magnoliopsida; Asparagales; Asparagaceae
Product: 60S ribosomal protein L28-1-like
Exons: 4
Coding region: 111-551 (146 amino acids)
Biological process (GO): translation
Cellular component (GO): ribosome; cytosolic large ribosomal subunit
Molecular function (GO): structural constituent of ribosome
Source: RefSeq, a predicted model, not a curated record